Molecule: messenger RNA, 2715 nt
Organism: Zerene cesonia (dogface butterfly)
Lineage: Eukaryota; Metazoa; Arthropoda; Insecta; Lepidoptera; Pieridae
Product: protein SERAC1
Exons: 1
Coding region: 172-2409 (745 amino acids)
Molecular function (GO): protein binding
Source: RefSeq, a predicted model, not a curated record
GAUGUAGUUACUAUCUUGAGCUUUGUUUAGUUCUUAAUUGUAUCUUAUUCCUUUGAAAGUUUGGAAAUUAGUGUUAUAUUUGAACAGCGUCCUAGUCUAUAAUAUUUUGUAAUUAAAUUGUGUUAAUGGCUUUAUAAUUGACAUUUUUUUCGUCACAGUUCAGUUACAAUUAUGACUUUACAAGACAGGCUGAAAUCUCUCUUACGUAUACUGAAGUUUUCAUCUAUUUGGGGCAGUGGUGUUAUAAUUGUGGCGUAUCAUUUGAAACAAACUACCGUAAGAAUUAAUAGAAUUAUAAAUCACAACGUUAUAGACGCCGACAAGAAAUGUACUCCCGAAUAUAUAUACAUCGAAGAUCCUUCUUACGAUGCUGCUAUGAAAGAGCAGCACCAGAGAGAGAACAAGCAGUCGGUUGGCUUUUCACGAAUAUGGAAGAGCUUGAAAUACUCAUUAGCUUGGAAACUCCUUUGGCUGUGUCGUCACGGUAGUAAAGAUCAACGUAAUAUAGCACUGGAACAACUGGCGGCCUUUAAAAAUAACAAAAGUUGGGAUUGUUUGAAGCUUGCUCAAGCACUCGAUAAAGAUACGGCAGUCCUACUUGCUCGUACUCGUGGUGCAGACUUAAGAUACUUUCUUCCACCACCUUUACAUGUUCGUAGGGCAGCAUUAACUUCAGAGUUACUAUCUUUUAGAUUAAGAGACUUGCUUUUGGCUGUGCAAACUGUUAAUCCUCAUAGUUGUAUACAUUAUUUUGUUAACAAAUAUUUUUUGAAUGUUCAAGAACAACCUGUUGAAGUAGAUGUGCCAACAAAGCCUGAUAACCUUAGUGAAAAAGAACUUUGUAUUUUAUGUCUUGAUGCCAUUCAUCACCACCUUUCUUUGUUCUAUGCUAAAUCUUAUGAAAAAGACAUUUCAAGUCAAACAUUAAUUAAACAUGGAAUCCUACCUUGCUUAGCGGAGCUACUUUUGAGAUAUCACAAUGAUAUUGAUAUAGAUAUGGCAGUAUUAAAAGUUUUUACAAUUCUUAGUGUGCAUAGCAAUUUGUUAAAUGAUUUCUAUCAAAAUGGGCUAAUUAGGGAUUUAUCACGUUUACUAAGGUCAAAUGAUGUGCGUUUAGCAAGUUCAGCUGCUGUUUCAUUAGCAAAUUUAUCUGGUGAACACUUGUAUAGACCGGGCUUAUAUCUUUUGUAUCCAUUAUAUAGAACUGCAGCAAAGAACACAUGCGAUACACUCUUGGUUCAUGGGCUGCGUGGGGGUGUUUUUGUUACCUGGAGGCAAAGAGACAAAUCAUGUGCUCAUCCUGUUGGCAUCUUAGAAGUGUCUGUAGCUGAUGCAGAUUGUAACCCUUGCAAAGAAAAUGAAACAGAAGCAAAAUAUUAUGAUCCAGAAUUGCAACAAGUAUUAGAAGACAUCAUGGAAAUUGAGGAAGAAUCACUAUUAUCAAAUGUUGAGGUGGUUUUACACGAUCUCCCCAUAGAAGCUAAAAGGGAGCCCGUGAACAAGUAUACCUUUACAGCCAAAAAAAAGAGGAAUGCCUUAUUACAGGAAGAUGAAGAUAAGUGUAACUAUACAUUUUGCUGGCCUAAAGAUUGGCUGCCAAAAGAUUGUAAGAAUUUAAGAAUAUUGGGCAUUAAUUACUGGACUUCUCUUUCUGAGUGGCUAGAACACUGCCCCUUACAAAAUACCGACAUAGCUACGAGAGCCUCAGAACUCAUACCAACAUUAGUGGAUGCCGCAGUAGGCAAAAAAAAUCUUGUUUGGCUUACUCAUUCUAUGGGUGGUCUGAUAGUGAAACAAUUGCUCAUACAAGCUUCUGAAAGUCAAGAUCCUAAUACUAAGAAAUUGUGUGACUACACUAAGGCAAUUGUGUUUUACAGUACUCCACAUAAGGGCAGUGCUCUUGCCACUAUGCCACGAGCUGCAGCUGCAGUCCUCUGGCCUUCUCAAGAUGUGAGACAAUUACAAGAAAAUUCUCCAGUUUUACUGGCAAUACAUAAUGCUUUUAUUAAAUAUGCCGAUUACUAUGGCUGGGAAACUAUUAGUUUUGCAGAAACUUUGCCAACACCAGUCACAGCAUUUAAAGUACCUAUUCAUUUUGUAGAACCUGAUUCUGCUGAUCUUGGCCGUGGUGUAUUUUAUCAAUUACCAUUAGAUCAUUUAUCAAUAUGUAAGCCAGCAACAAGGCAGUCUAUUUUGUAUACAACAGUUCUCGAUGUUCUUAAGAGAGUUACUGCAGAAGAUGUAGAAUUAUAUUACACAGAGAGUUAUAUUCAAUAUUGUGCUGAUUAUCUUAUGUGGGCUGCUAGGAAUAAAAUAAAAUCAGUUUUACAAAUAAUAGAUGAAGCACAGAAUACUGAGCAAUCCCACAAGAUUCAAAAAGCAUUAUUUCAAACUUUCUCUGAUGAUUGAUUUAAAAAUAUUAUUGUUAUAACAAUAUUUGCCAAGUAUGAUAUUUAAAUUAAUUAAUUGAGCACAUAGGCCUGUUUACAUAAAAUAUUAUUUUCAAUUUCCUAAUAAUGUAGAAAAAUUAUUGUUUUGUUUUUGGAAAAACUUAUAAUUCUCCACUCUUGCAUUCUAUGCUCAUUCAUUUAACCCAGCACAACUUUCAUUCUGCUCAGGUUUAUCCAGAAUAACUUCUAGUCAUAUUAAUUUAUCUUUAAAGGUUAGAGUUACAUAUUAGUUAUUUGAACAAAAAUAUUAUGUUGACUUCUUGAA